Messenger RNA from Penicillium pulvis, 4632 nucleotides. RefSeq lists its product as uncharacterized. Gene Ontology annotation, molecular function: protein kinase activity; ATP binding. NCBI's taxonomy places the organism in Eukaryota, Fungi, Ascomycota, Eurotiomycetes, Eurotiales, Aspergillaceae. The coding region runs from base 1 to 4632 and encodes 1543 amino acids. The record is from RefSeq and is a predicted model, not a curated record. Gene Ontology annotation, biological process: protein phosphorylation. The transcript is spliced from 3 exons.
AUGGACGGUCAAAGACAACAACAAUAUUUCACGACGAGCCUUCCUCCACCCCCUCCGCGGGUGCCGGCGCAACUCCAGCCUGUUGGAGUGCCUGGCAUGCCACCACCUCCACCGGGUCCACCGCCAGUGCAACCAGGGUAUGUUCAAUCAUGGCAGCAGCAACCUGCCUACGCCCGUCAGGUCAUGACACCCCAAUACACUCUGCCACCACCACCACCUCAGCCUCAGCAUGUCCCAUAUAAACCAGCCAACUUCUCUGCCGUGGAUACAUCCUACCCCUCGGCGACUUUUGUCCCUGGAGAGACACCCCUCACCUCGGCAACUUACGUCCCCGGGCAUGACACUAUCGGCGGGUUUCCACCAUUAUAUGAACCCUUCCAUGGGCGGUCUACCUAUGAGCCUUAUGGGCAGCGCCCUAAUGGAGCCCCUAUAUAUUCUGAAGGGGCCUACAAUCCGCAGACCCCGGGAGGAGGACGAACAAUGGCCACACCAUUUGCCAUCCACAAUAAUUUUCAUGAGCUGCCUAAUGAGCAUGUGAACCCACCGCCACAGACUGUCAAUCCAGUGGCUGAUCUUACAAAGUCGCCAAGUCAUCGCCAUAAUACCAGUGGCGCAUCAUUGGGUGGUCUUUCGCCAAGUGAGGCAGCGCAGCAAUGGCCUCUCGAGAAGGUUCUGCUUUGGCUUGCUAAGAAUCAAUUUUCUAAGGAUUGGCAAGAUACUUUCAAAACUUUGGAGCUACAAGGUGCUGAAUUCCUGGAGCUGGGCCUCCAAUUCGGUGGGCGAGGCAAUCUUGGAAAAAUCCAUCAGGUUGUCUAUCCUCAGCUGGCUAAGGAGUGCGCCCGAAAUGGCACUGGAUGGGACUCGGAGCGUGAACGCGUGGAGCGUAACGAAGGUCUGCGUAUUCGCAAAUUAAUUCGCCAGCUUCAUGAUGGGGCAGCAGACUUUUCUGUAUCUACACCUCUGCGCCAGGAUGCACCAUUCAUCGAGCCUGGACCUUCAUAUUUUCCUCGUGAACCCCGUUCAGCUAUUGAAGGGACGAACGAUUUCACUGCAGAGCAGCUGGCUGCCGCAAACAACACCGGCCAAAAGGGGAACACAGGGACGCGCUCUUUCACCACGCCAAAUCCCACCGGGCAUGGAUCACCUUACGAGUCGCCUCUGCGUGAGACUGCUCCUGCACGAUCGGACUUCACACGUGGUACUCUAUCUGCAGCCCUCGGUGAACAUCGCCGCCAAAGUCCAUCUUUAUCGAACGACGCGGCAAAUUUUUCGGGGUCUACUCUUCGGCCAGAGAGCAGCCCAAAGAGUGGCAGUCCAGCUACCCAAUUUGCGUCACCUUCGUAUGGAGGACAGGCAUCAUCAUCCACCGGGGACUUGCCAUUCAGACACGACCACUCCCGUGGAAACAGCACUGACUCAGUUGCUGGCGUUGGCCGAGGCCCUUCCUCUGGAAUUGGUGCCCGUUACUAUGAGAAUCGCAAAGGCCCCGAGGGUGCUCGCCCAUCACCCCAGGAUGCCCAUGGUCGGCCGUGGAGUGGGGAACCUUCUUCAUGUCACGCAAAGGAUCACAGCAAAGGAUUUUUCGACCGGCUCAGAAAAAGAACCAAAGGAACCGAAUCAACUUAUCCAUCGCCUAAAGAAUCAGACCACGAACCUCCGAGCCCGGAUCCUCGCUAUGUGCCUUAUUCAGUCCCUGGUUUCAGCACCAGUGACUUGUCUCUGACCGAGCGUCCAUUGUCAGCAACAACAGCUAAAGUUAAAAAUUGGGUUCUAGUGACUGUGGACAGCCUCAACUACCGCUUGAUUGAUAUUACAGAUAUGGACACGCCAGAUUCCCUACGUGCAGGCAUAUGUAACAAGCUAGGGAUCCCUGAUUGGGGUAGUGCUCAAAUUUCUCUCACUGAACCUGGACAAUCUGACCAUGAUGAUUUCAUGACUGAUGAUGCUCUGUCUCGCUUCCGAAAGCAGAAACCAGAUCAUCAUGGUUCCCUGAGAUUGCUGUUUGUCAAAGGCAGAAAAUCCCGCCCCUCUCCAAUGGAUGGUCUUGGGGUUUCAAUAUCUUCGGUAUCCCCCGACAAGCAGGCUGUGUCUCCCACGGCAAUGCACACCCCAAUCAUUCGGAAACCCGUGGGUGAAGAGCCAAGAAUUUCGCCACAGACCCAUGCCAAUCCCAAUUCACCUUUCUCGAGCUCUCGGCAGACAACACUGAAGGCCACACCUGGCGCCUCCUCUCAAGCGGAUCCUCACAAGGACGACCUAUCUGCUCGUCAUGAAGCAUACAAACGUGAGGUUGAGCGAAAGCAGGAGGAAAACCAUAUCUCGCGGCACCCACCUUCCCCGGGACUGCCCCGCGAUAGUAGUCAUCAAAAUGGCUUUAGAAGUGCAAAAGUUAUUGAUUUUGACAAACCUCGUGAUUCGCCGUUUGAAGCAAAGAAAGUCUCGCCGUCCGACGACAAAAAGUCGGAAACCCUGGUGCCCUUCCGCAGACCCCCCGUUGCUCCGAAUGAGUCGAACACGCUUACCAAGGUCAAUUCCCUUCGCAGGCCGCCUGGCACUCACAGUUUGGGAGCUGCCAUUACUGGCGUUGGUCGGGUAAUCAGUGCGACUGGUAACCCAUCCGUGAACGUCUCUACCACUCCAUCUUCUGCAAAUCGCGAUAGUGCCAGCUCGGAUGAUCGACCACCGACGAUCUACUCUGCCGAAACAGCCUCAAGUAGGACAACAUUGGAUUCUUCCCAUAGUGGUCCCAAAUUUUCUAGUGAGAAGGUCAACGAAAAUUCGCCCGUUUCUUUUGCUACUUCUUCUGUGAAGAACCCCUCUGAUCUCCCAGAGCGGCCAUCCCUGCCAUCCCGCAAGUCGUUCGGUCCAGCUUUUGAGUUCGAGGAAAAUGAAGUUUCUUUCCAGAAGCCAGCGGCACCAGCCGAGGACUCUGAUGAUGACGACUCAUCCGAUGAUGGUCUCUUCAUGGUGCCUUUGGCUCAUAAGAACGAGAGCAAGCCUGAGCCUGAACCGGAGACGAAGACUAUGCAGCGCAACCUGACUGUGAACACGGAUCUUAAGGGGCCAAGAGUGAGCUUUGCAUCUCCAGUCCCUGCAGAGAGCUCUGGCGGGGAACCCUCCGACAACCAGGACACUGGAACUUUCUAUCACGAGCCCUCGCCCAUUGACGAGAAACCUCCUAACCGAAGAAACUCGUUUGCCAACGGAGAUGUCUGGGCUAGCAGACCCCCUGUCGAGGGCGUUAUCGACAACCUGGACAGCUUCUUCCCAGAUGUUGAUCUCGAUGCGCCUUAUCUGGAUGAACCGGCUUCGCCAAGCUCCAAGGGCAAUCAUUUCGAUGACCCAAACUUUCGAGGAAAACCGCUACAACCGCCUCCUAUACCAUCAUCGAACUUCGAUCCAAGCAGUCUUUACGGGACUGAUACAUCAACAAUGCGACCGCAGGCAGGAUCUAAGGUCGUUGCUAAUAAGUUGAUAAACCAAAGUGGUGGGUUUGGCAGCGGCAAAGGCCUUGGAAGAACCAAAUCCAUUCGACAAGUGGCGCAUGAUUCUCAUCGCACCAAAAGUGUUAGCUCGUCUGGCCCGCAGCAGUCAGGAAUGCUCCGUCGCAAGAGUACGAAGAUGUUCGGCGCCAAAAUCAUGCAAAUCAGCCCGAAGCCAGGCAGUCGAAUCAGCAGGCUCGAUCCUAUCCCGCAGGGUACCAGGGAGACUGGGCCCAGUGGCUCUGUUCCCGAGCGCCAGCCUACCUUCCGUAUCAUUCGUGGUCAACUGAUUGGCAAAGGUACAUAUGGUCGUGUCUACCUGGGCAUGAAUGCCGAUAAUGGUGAGGUUUUGGCUGUGAAACAAGUUGAGAUCAACCCCCGGAUCGCUGGAACCGACACAGACCGCAUCAAGGAAAUGGUUAAUGCUCUCGAUCAAGAGAUCGAUACCAUGCAGCAUCUCGAGCAUCCGAAUAUUGUUCAGUACCUUGGUUGCGAACGAGGUGAAUUGUCCAUUUCCAUCUACCUCGAAUAUAUUUCUGGUGGCUCUGUUGGUAGUUGUCUACGGAAACACGGCAAAUUCGAGGAGAGCGUUGUCAAGUCGCUCACUCGACAAACCCUGAGUGGUCUUGCCUACUUGCACGACAAGGGGAUUCUCCAUCGAGAUAUGAAAUCAGACAAUAUUCUCUUGGAUCUCGAUGGUACAUGCAAAAUUUCCGACUUCGGUAUCUCGAAGAAAACCGAUAACAUCUACGGCAACGACUCGACCAACUCUAUGCAGGGUUCGGUCUUCUGGAUGGCCCCGGAGGUUAUCCAGUCCAAGGGCCAAGGCUAUAGUGCCAAGGUUGACAUCUGGUCACUCGGAUGUGUGGUACUAGAGAUGUUCGCAGGCCGUCGUCCAUGGAGUAAGGAAGAAGCAAUCGGUGCUAUCUUCAAGCUAGGCAGUCUCGGUCAAGCUCCGCCAAUCCCAGAUGAUGUGAGCGCAAAUGCGUCUCUUGCGGCUCUUUCGUUCAUGUGGGACUGUUUCACAGUUGAUUCCGCAGAACGGCCUACAGCUGGCACCCUGCUCACUCGGCACCCAUUCUGUGUAUCGGAUCCAACGUACAACUUCCUGGAUACCGAAUUGUAUGCCAAAAUUUUGCCGCCCUCCUAG